CAUUCAGUCCCUCUCCGAUUCACUCAAUCGGCGUGUUUGCGGGGAUUGGUGGUCGGUGUGAGGAGUCGCCGGGCGGUGGUGCUUUGAAAAACGCCUUUGUGAAGAAGAGACGCCGCUGAAAAUAAGAAGACACGACCCCCGGUGACGAACCUGUGUGAGAUUAUUCAACGCAGAGAUUACGCCGCGCGCACGAGCCAGGCUAUCCGCUCGUAGCCUGCUAGCAUCCCUGAAAACAUCAAGGUGUACGUCGCUAGCCUCCAAGCUAAUUAUCCAUCAGUCAUCGUCCUCCAGCCCGGGCAUCAUUAGCUCGCUUCUCCCCGUCGAUUCCCCCCCGUCUGCUCGUGCCGACGCCGUUACUGUUCUACCGAACACCCCCGACGACAGCGGUUCCCCCCAUCCGGCGGUCGGAGCGGGCGUCUGCGUUCCUUCGGCUCAGACACCCUCGUUCAAACCCCGUCACCUCUGCCCCUUGUCCUCCACCGAAACACUGGAAGUCCACAAGCGGCCGGAGGGCGGCGAGGGGCCGGCGAAGCUGGGGGUGGUCACGUUACCGGACUCGCAGGGAGCCGUUACGGCAACGGACAAGCACAGCCGGGCGGAGUCACCGACGGGGAUGGACGGGCUGGCCGUGGAAGUUCGCGGCUCCAACGGGGCCUUCUACAAGGGUUUUAUCAAAGAUGUCCAUGAAGAUUCACUCACAAUCGUUUUUGAAAACAACUGGCAGCCAGAGAGACAGUUGCCCUUCAGCGAUGUGCGGUUGCCUCCUCCAGCCGACUACCACAAAGAAAUCGGGGAAGGAGAUGAGGUGGAGGUUUACUCCAGGGCCAACGAGCAGGAGCCAUGUGGGUGGUGGCUGGCGCGGGUCAGAAUGAUGAAGGGAGAGUUCUACGUAAUCGAAUAUGCGGCGUGUGACGCCACAUACAAUGAGAUCGUCACAUCGGAGCGGAUCAGACCCCUAAACCCCAACACCCCGUCCUCUAGAAACACCUUCUACAAAGUCCCCAUCCCUGUACCAGAAGACCUGAGGGACAUCUGUGCAAAUGACAGCAUUCACAAAGACUUCAGGAAAGCUAUUGGGGCAAACUGCAUCUUCUACAGCGCACAAACGCAUGAGCUCAUCGUGUUGUCAACGAAUGAGACGACGGUGAAGCGGGCGACUCUGCUGAGCGACAUGCAUUUCCGUAGCAUCCGUACCAAGCUCAUCUUAAUGUCCCGGAACGAAGAAGCUACCAAACAUUUGGAGACGAGUAAACAGUUAGCAGCUGCAUACCAAGAAGAGGUGAGAGUCCGAGAGGACCUGAUGGGCCUGGCCAUAGGCUCUCACGGUGCCAACAUCCAACAAGCAAGGAAAGUUCCUGGAGUUACAGCCAUCGAGCUGGAGGAGGAAAGCUGCACAUUCAGGAUCUAUGGAGAGACUCCUGAGGCAGUCAAACAGGCCCGAGAGUAUCUAGAGUUUAAGGAAGACUACUUCCAGGUGCCCAGGAGUCUAGUAGGCAAAGUCAUUGGAAAGAAUGGCAAAGUCAUCCAGGAAAUCGUUGACAAGUCGGGCGUGGUCCGAGUCCGGAUCGAGGGAGACAACGACAAAAAGCUUCCCCGGGAGGAGGUAGGCAGGCAGGGGGCCGGCAGAGACGACACUGCUGGCAGCAAAGAGGGGAUGGUGCCCUUUGUGUUUGUGGGAACCAAGGAAAACAUCAGCAACGCCCAGGCUCUGCUGGAGUACCACGUCUCCUACCUUCAGGAGGUGGAGCAGCUGCGCCUCGAGCGCCUCCAAAUAGAUGAGCAGCUCCGUCAGAUUGGAGUCGGGUACCGCGCCGCUCCCGGCCGAAGCGGUGGCCCAGGACCCGAUCGCGAAAAGGGCUACCUAACGGACGAGAGCAGCAACUCGCUCCACGCUUCCCGCACAUACGGGGGCCGUGGCCGUGGUCGCAGAGCCUCCAACUCCCAGUACUCUGGAUAUGGCACCAACUCUGAACUGUCUAACGCCUCUGAGCCCGAAGAUGCUGAGCGAGAGCAGAGGCCCCGAGGGUUAGGCAGCGACGAGAGGGGCUCCCGGCGGGGCGGCAGGGGCCGAGGCACUACAUCAGGACGGGGGCGAGGGGGGCCAAUGUCGAAGCCUUCCAGCACCAUCAGCUCAGUACUGAGGGACCCGGACAGUAACCCCUACUCUCUGCUGGAGGGGGAGGGAGAGCUGGCUGACACAGACAUCGGCGACGGCACUGGAGGAGACCGCCGCAGGCGAUCACGGCGCCGCCGCAACGACCAGGAGCCGAGCGUGAUGGACGCCGCCACGGAGUCAGACGGCCAGGCGGGUCCCAGUGAGAACGGGCUGGACGAGGACGCUCGACCUCAGCGUCGCAACCGAAGCCGCCGGCGCCGAAACCGGGGUGGGCGCCCAGAGGGGGGGUCCAGCAGUCGUGACAGGCAGCCGGGGGAAAGCGUGACGGUUGCUGACUACAUAUCCCGGCCCGAGUCGCAGAGCAGGCAGAACCUCCCCCAGAAGGAAAACCACGCUGAGCCCAAGGAAAACGGCACUAGUGCCAACAAGGACGAGCAGACGCCCUCCAAGCGCUCCCCCAGCAAAGGCGUGAGCUCCGCCAGCGAAAGCCUGACUCUGGUCAACGGGGUCUCAUAAAGAGACGGCGCCGGACCCUCACGAACCCAAGUCUAGAGCAAGACUCCACGGCAAACUCUGUCCCUGCUUGCAUUAACUUAAACCUUUAACAGAUGAGUAAUGAGUACAUGACAAAUACCCGAGUUCAUACUAUGACAGUGAAAAAGUACAAAAAAAGAAGCGACAAACGCAUCUACUAAAAAACACAAGAAAAUGGUGUAUGCUAUUCUAUCUAUCAGUACUUAGUGCUUAUUUAAAACACAACUAGCUUGCCAAAAAAGAGCUGGUGGAAAUGACUUGAUUUCAAAAAUACUGAAACACAAACGGGAUAAGACACUAUUUCUUUUUUCCUUUCUUUUUCAAAAGGUUGUGUGUAAUUGUGUCCUUUUUUUGUUUAUUGCGUUCAUUGUUGAUCACUGGUUUAGAGUCGGUGGUUGCUCUCAGCCAAAACGAGGCGAGUUGGUGUUGAGAUACCGACACCGAGAGAGAUUUGGGUCGUCAGCAGAGCUCAGUCGAAGUGAAGUUCUAACACUGAACCUCGCAGUGAAGAUGGACCGGUUGCGAUUUUGACAGAUAUUGUGCCUUGAAUUUGAAAAACUAAAAUAAAAACCGGAGUUUUUCCUUUAAGGUUGCUUUUGUUUUACGAGAGGAAGAAAGGUGAGAGAGGUACUAGUAAUUUUAUCUUUUUUUUUCUUCCUUUUUUUGGCUUGAAGGAAGGAAAAAACCUUUCCGUUAAAAGAAAAAAAAACAAAAAAAAGGAUCCCGAAAGACAGAUUGGCUGGCCAACGUGAGGAAAACAAAGUCUGGUGCCAAACGUUAAAUUCAGGGCGCUGGUCCUCAUUCCGUGUGGAGUGGACAGCCUUCGGGUCAGUGUAGCGUGAGGAGACGUACCUGUGUCCGUGCACCAUUAAGACGUUUUGCUACCACAAAACCAACAUGGGUGGGGGCGAUGCAGCAACACAACGAAGGCGGACAUGCUGUGGCUUCUAGCCCGAAUUUUGGUCUUUCAAGGGUCCAGGGCUGCACCUGUAAAGCCUUGUAACAGGACGGGCUCCGGCCAGGCCGACGGCAGACUUGAAAUCUAGAUUUAGACUUACAACAACUAAACCGCACCUCUUUCUCUGUGUCAGAGGGGGGGGCAGCGGCUCAAGCUUCCAGCCACACUAGUGUCUUGAUCAACCACUGCAGCGCGCAGCUCCAAACACAGAACCAACUCUGCUGUCGGGGGUGCUGCUUGCGGGGAGGGCCUGGAGACUGCAGACUGUGGAAGAGCUUCAAAUGAACUGAGAGCCACAUGACACACAGGUACACAAACCAGGCAUACGCAACAGGCGCGCUAGUCGUCACUGUACAGGACGGGAGGAGCGAACCCCGGCGGGGGGGUCUGUCUGUGUUGGCAAACUGGAGUAAGAGACAGACUGGAAACCUCAGUGGCUCUCUGCUCAUGUUGUUACUGUUGUCUUGGUUACCGCUCUCAAUAUAUUUUUGUUGCUAUUUCCACAUCUUUAGUAAAUAUGAAAUAAAACAUUGAAGUGAAAUCAA
This is a messenger RNA of Oryzias melastigma (Indian medaka), 4153 nucleotides long. It is a transcript of the gene fxr2, whose product is annotated as fragile X mental retardation, autosomal homolog 2. The transcript has 17 exons. Lineage: Eukaryota; Metazoa; Chordata; Actinopteri; Beloniformes; Adrianichthyidae. The record is from RefSeq and is a predicted model, not a curated record. Bases 614 to 2632 code for a protein of 672 amino acids. Gene Ontology annotation, molecular function: translation regulator activity; mRNA 3'-UTR binding; protein homodimerization activity. Gene Ontology annotation, biological process: DNA damage response; regulation of dendrite morphogenesis; regulation of translation at postsynapse, modulating synaptic transmission. Gene Ontology annotation, cellular component: dendritic filopodium; neuronal cell body; nucleus.